AUGACAGACUCGUGCUGCUGCUCCCCUUGCUGCCGGCCUACGUGCUGCAGGACCACCUGCUGCAGGACCACCUGCUGCCAGCCCAGCUGCGGCGGGUGCGGCGGGGGCUGUGGAAAAGACGGCAGCGGGUCCAGCUGCUGUGGGUCCGGCUGCUGCCAGCCUUGCUACUGCCCGCCAACUUGCGGUCAGAUCACCUGCUGUCGGACCACCUGCUGCCAGCCCAGCUGCUGUACCACCUGCUGCCGGCCCAGCUGCUGUGUCUCCAGCUGCUGUCAACCCAGCUGCUGUGGGUCCAGUGGCUGUGGACAAACUUGCUGUGGGUCCAGCUGCUGUCCGCCAGCCUGCUGUAGCCCCGUGUACUGCAGGAGAACCUGCUACUUCCCCACCUGCUGCUGCUUGCCUGGA
Messenger RNA from Odobenus rosmarus divergens (Pacific walrus), 405 nucleotides. Its product is annotated as keratin-associated protein 9-7-like. The record is from RefSeq and is a predicted model, not a curated record. The annotation marks the transcript as partial. The transcript is spliced from 2 exons. Gene Ontology annotation, cellular component: keratin filament. Lineage: Eukaryota; Metazoa; Chordata; Mammalia; Carnivora; Odobenidae.